CAAAUGAUAAACCCAAGUCAAUAAAACACAACUAAUGGGUCCAAAGUUUUGAAGUCCACAAAAUCUUAAUUUUUAAGAGAAUCCCACACUCACUAGCAAGAUCCACCUUCAACUUCAUCGUCAUCACCACAAACUCUCACCGUAACAACCUUCUUCAUCAAAUAUGCAACCUCAGGAACCAGAAGUAGCACUACCAUUUGAAUUUGAACUAAAUCAAGGUGAGAGUUUUCGUCAAGGACAUCUGCCUCGUCCUUUUCUAUCGCGGUCUAAUGCUUUUCUACCAAGACGUCUGCCAUCAUCACCACCAUCAUCUCCUGAUGGUUCUCAAUCAGGAGGAAGUCUGUCACCUCCAUCAUUGCUCCCUCAUGCUCCAUCAAGAGGCGAGCUGCUUCAGCUUUCUUCUUCAAGCAUUGCAUUUGGCUCCAGCAAGAGCAUGUUUAGCUAUAAGGAGCUUUGGGACGGAACGGAUGGCUUCUCUGAUGCUAACUACCUAGGAAAAGGGGGAUUUGGAUCUGUACACAAAGGUAUUCUCCCUGAUGGUAAAGAGAUUGCUGUUAAGCAGCUGAAAGCUGAUAGCAGUCAAGGAGAAAGCGAAUUUAAAGCUGAAGUUGAGAUUAUUAGCCGUGUUCAUCACAAACAUCUUGUCUCUCUUGUUGGAUACUGCAGCGCUGGUUAUGAGAUGCUACUUGCUUAUGAAUUUGUUCCUAACAAAACAUUGGAAUUCCAUUUACAUGGAAAAGCUCAAACGAUACUUGAUUGGUCAGCAAGACAACUAAUUGCUGUAGGAUCUGCGAAAGGACUUGAAUAUCUUCAUGAAGAUUGUAAUCCUAAGAUCAUUCACCGUGAUAUUAAAGCUGCUAACAUCCUUCUCGAUUCUAAGUUUGAAGCAAAGGUUGCUGAUUUUGGUCUUGCAAAGGAUUCACCUGAUUCCAGCACUCACGUUUCUACUCAAGUGAAGGGGACUUUCGGGUAUCUGGAUCCAGAAUAUGCUUAUACUGGACGACUUACUGAUAAAUCCGAUGUUUACUCUUAUGGAGUCGUGCUCCUUGAGUUAAUAACUGGACGAGUAGCGAUUGAUAAAGCUAACCCUCACAUGGACGUUAAUUUGGUUGAGUGGGCUAGGCCUUUUUUCAUGCGUGCUUUAAAAGGAAAAAAUGAUCUGGUUGAUCCAAGGCUUAAGAAGCAAUUUGACCGUAAAGAGAUGACUCAUAUGGUAGCAUGCGCUGCAGCUUGCACGCGUCAGUCAGCAAAGGAUCGACCAAAGAUGAGCCAGGUUGUGCGAGUUCUGGAAGGAGCUGUGCCAGUAGAAACUCUUAAAGCAGGGGUUACACGUGGACACAGCAGGGGUUACAGCAGAGACUACAAUAGUCAACAACACAGAGAAGAAGGCAUGACAAAGUUGAAAAAAAUAGCAUCCGUUUUGAAAGGGAAAUGGAAAUCAGAACAGUGAAGGAUUCAGUAGAAGUUCAUGAGGCUUGACUUGACAUAGGUGUUUGUUCGUUUUUUUAGUAAAAAUUCAUGAAGCAAUUGAAUUUUGCUUGACUGAUAUGUUUGUUUGAUGGCAGUACAAACCUACUCUUUUAGGGCUUUUAUUUGUUGUAUCUUUGUAUAUCAUUUAGAUAUUUUGGGGACAUGGGACAGAUUUAGUAUUACAUAACCUUCGAGAUGUAUCUACCAUGAGUGUGUAUAUAUAUAUAUAUAUAUAUGGGAUUAUUUUGGUUCAAUUAUAAGGGUUUUACAACUGUAUUUAAGGGAUUCGAAC
Messenger RNA from Medicago truncatula (barrel medic), 1762 nucleotides. Its product is annotated as proline-rich receptor-like protein kinase PERK1. Gene Ontology annotation, molecular function: ATP binding; protein kinase activity. Bases 164 to 1450 code for a protein of 428 amino acids. NCBI's taxonomy places the organism in Eukaryota, Viridiplantae, Streptophyta, Magnoliopsida, Fabales, Fabaceae. Gene Ontology annotation, biological process: protein phosphorylation. The record is from RefSeq and is a predicted model, not a curated record. The transcript has 8 exons.